GUCAAACAUCGAUGUCUUGUACAGCAUUUUUCAGUCGGACUUUGGACUUGCUGAGAAAGAUGUUGAGGAUGAAGCGUUUGAUGGUUCUUCAACAUCAUCGAAAUUCGACAGCGUUUGAAUCUUCAUUGUCGAAAUUAACUGUAGUAAGUAGAAACCAUGAUCACAAAGAGAUGCUUUACCUUCCUUCUCAAAGAACUACCUAUCGAUUCCUCGACUUUUUUCAGUUAGGUGAUAAAGAGGCCAUCGCCAAAGAGCGUGCUAGACUAUCGGAUGAAAUGAAUAGAGGGUAUUUUGCUGAUAUGCAAGAGCUUAAGAAGCAUGGUGGUAAGAUUGUAGUGGCAAGUGACACAAUUGUUCCAGCAAUAGAAGCUGUAAAAUUCCCAUCCUUGGAUGCAACUUUCUCUGAUGGUACAUGUAUUAAGUUACCUGUUGCUUCUGAAGAAAAUGCUGAUGGAGGCAGCAAAAUGAUCACGCCUCAUGCAUCCUUGAUAUGUCUUUCUUUUCGAGCACACUCUCAGAAAAUGAUUGAUUCUUGGAGUGUACCAUUCGUUGAUGCAUUCAGUGCUUCUGACAAUCUCCGUGUGUAUGAGGUGUCAAUCAUAGAAUCGUGGUUCUUAUCAUUGAAGCCUAUUAGAUGGUUACUUCUUCGGUCAACACGACGACCUAGUAGUGAUGGAAAGAACGGGACACUUCAAAGGCAGCAAGUUUACUCAUUUGGCGACAAGUACUACUUCAGGAAAGAGCUUAAAAUAUUGAAUCUUCUCACAGGGUAUAUUUUUCUGCUCGACAAGUUUGGAAGAAUUAGAUGGCAGGGUUUUGGUUUGGCAACAGAAAAAGAGUUGAAUUCACUUAUAACAUGUACUUCCCUCUUGUUGAAAGAGAAGUAAAGUCUUCACAACUGCUGAGAAAGCUUGAACUUAGGUGGAAGCAAUUUUUCUUCUGACUUUAUUGAAUUGAAGGAUGGAGAAAAGAAUAAUUUAGCCAAGAAAUUCAGUCACUCCGUGUUUUGAAUUACGCAAGGUUGUCUGAGUAGUUUGAGUUUACAUGUUCAACACAAAGCCAACCAAACAUAUACAUAUUUGCAGUUAAUUGUUGUGUACGUCAGUUAAAAAAGACGUAGGAAUGGUUAUUUGAAAAAUACUUGUUGUGUACAUGAGUACAUCAUCGUUAUUGCUUAUGCCUUAGAUGUUUUGA
Papaver somniferum (opium poppy) is the source of this 1194-nucleotide messenger RNA. RefSeq names its product mitochondrial ATPase complex subunit ATP10-like. The transcript is spliced from 7 exons. Bases 12 to 887 code for a protein of 291 amino acids. Gene Ontology annotation, cellular component: mitochondrial inner membrane. The record is from RefSeq and is a predicted model, not a curated record. Gene Ontology annotation, biological process: mitochondrial proton-transporting ATP synthase complex assembly. NCBI's taxonomy places the organism in Eukaryota, Viridiplantae, Streptophyta, Magnoliopsida, Ranunculales, Papaveraceae.